UAUUACCACUAGUAUGUUUUUUUCGUAGCCAAAGUGUUACAGUAGUUCCGAACAUGGGAAUUUCCUCCGCAUCCCUCGACAAUGAUCACAGAAUGAUUGCUACUGCUUUUAUGUUGCGUAUAGGUGGCGCAGUCGCCGGCCAAAGCCAGGCUGUGCGAAUUCUUACACUCCCCCGAUGUGGUCCUUCCCCCGGAACGACUCCGGGGAUGCUAAUUAUGGGAAGUCAUCGUCGCUCGCUGGCCUCGUCCUCUUCUGGGAGCAACGGAUCCGAACCAAGACUUUCCAGACGCAACAAGGUGGACCUUCUGGCGCUUGCAAUGGGGAUCUGUGGCGGCGUGGGAUAUUAUUAUCUGUCAGAGAGCGGCGAAACAUGGGAAGAAAGGGUACGUAGGACGAAACACCGGUUGGUCGUUUCCGUUUUAGAAUUGGAAACCAAACAGGCAACAACCCGCUAUCAAACCCAAGGAGUUCUAUUUGAUAAGAAGCGAGCUGUUAACGAAUACGAAUGUACCCCCAGGAUCAGAAAUUUAGACCAACGCCUAACGAAUGGUCCGUUUUCUGAAAACAGCCAAGAAGCAUACUCGAAUCGUCCUCCGCCCGCCGUUCGAAGAUACAUAGCUGAUACGAUGACCGCCUCUUCAGAAAGCAACGGAAAUAUUCUCGGUGGUAGGGAUCCGUGGUUUCUUUAUCCGAAGGCCGUCGCGAGUAUAUAUCAAAAAGGGGAAUUCUAUGCGGCCAACCAGUGGUAUCCCUUCGAAGCCACAAUGAUAGCAUCGACCUCCCUUGAAUGCCCGGGGUUUGUCUGGGAUGCUCGUACGACCAUCCUCGCAAUUCCUCACAAUGUGUUGGAAUAUUAUAUUCCCCACGGAAGUGACGGAGGCAAGAUGAUCACACACGUUGGCGAAGGAAAAACCGUGACCAGAGCAUGCGGGAAGUAUCCACUGAUUCAAUUCGAGGAAGACGAUCCUUACCUCUUUUUUUGGUUGGCCAUGACGCCCAUGUUUCCGGGAGUCUUUCUUUCGCAGCACGGCGAUUGCCGGACGGCUAGCACCAACCUGCUCGAGUGGAGCAACCUCGACAACAAAUUUGGCUCGCAAGAUUACGCCAGUGGGAAACUUCUCUGUGACGAUGGGGAACGCUGUUUGGUGGAAUUUUUCUUCAACGAAGAACAGGGUAUGUUCCUAUUGGAACGGAUCCAAGUUGCCUCCCGCACUGGUGACAUCUGGCAAGCGAGCUACAGAGACUACCGGAAAUUUGAAGUGGGGACCGAGUCAGCCGCACCUAAAGAGAAUAAUCAACGUUCUAAAAACCACCGAGCCAAAAUACCAAUCGAAUCAGAUUCUCUGGGUACAUCGGGCGGAUCGAUUCUUCUGAGACUACCGUCCAAAAUCGAAAUCGGCAAGGGGCAGGGGGAUAAAUACCGAUCACAUUUGAAAAUGAAGAAUCGCCAUCUCGAAUACUCUACACCGUGAGGAUCUUUUUAAAAUUUCUCGUUAUCAUCUUCUGUGGCUCUCAGAACCAAACAUUAC
Messenger RNA from Pseudo-nitzschia multistriata, 1529 nucleotides. The record is from the annotation of a GenBank genome assembly. NCBI's taxonomy places the organism in Eukaryota, Bacillariophyta, Bacillariophyceae, Bacillariales, Bacillariaceae.